This is a messenger RNA of Tilletiopsis washingtonensis, 3549 nucleotides long. RefSeq lists its product as hypothetical. Gene Ontology annotation, molecular function: lipid binding. The coding region runs from base 83 to 3526 and encodes 1147 amino acids. The transcript has 9 exons. NCBI's taxonomy places the organism in Eukaryota, Fungi, Basidiomycota, Exobasidiomycetes, Entylomatales. The record is from RefSeq and is a predicted model, not a curated record.
UCCUCCUGCCCGAUUAGCCAGCGGGCCAGAGUGGCAUCCGCCCUCGCCUCUCACCACCAUCCACCCCUCUGCCGCAGCCGCAAUGUCGGCGCCCUACAGCGCGCACCACCAGGUGCCCACCAUCGAAAAGUUCCGGCAGGAGGAGGAGGCGCGCGAGCGUGCCGCCGCCGCGAAUGACUCGCGCAUUGCGCAGAGCGCCGACGAGGAGAAGGUCGGCGGCGCAGGCGCGGCGCCGGCACUGCAGGGCGCCGACCCGACACAGCAGGGCGAGGGCCUGCGCCAGCGCCGCGGGGCCGGCGACGCGCCGGGCGUGCCGCCCAAGGACGACGGCGACAUGGCCGCCGGCCAGGCCGCCGGCGGCGGCGCGGCCGAGAAGGAGCGCCUGAAGAAGGCCGCGCAGCCGCAGGAGGGCAAGCCGACGGACUUCCAGGCCAAGGGCCGCCGCCGCGUCACCGACCCCACGACGAGCGGCGACGUCGAGAUCGAGGACCAGGUGCCGCGCGACAUUCCCGUCGACGUGCUCGAGAGCAAGAAGCCCGGCGGCUUCUCCUCCAAGCCGCCCAAGCUCGCCGAGAACUACAAGGCCUUCUUCACCGGCCCGUCGCCCGCCGAGCCGACCAACAUCCUGCUGCAGCCGUUCCCGGCGCCCAUCGACACCGACGCCUUUGCACGGCUGGAGGGCAACUUCCGCAACCUGGGCGUCGCGCUGGCCGCCGCGCUCGCCGUCGUGUGGUUCUUCACUGCCUUUGGCGCCGGCUACUUCCGCUUCGUGCUGCGCACGGGCAUCCUCGUCGGCGUGGGCAUCGGCGGUGCCUCGGCACUGGGCCUCUCGGCGCGCAAGAUCGAGAAGGACCUCGAGGCGGUGCGCGCGCAGAUGCACGAGCAGCGCGGCAAGGCUCACUCGCUGAGCGACACGCCGCUGCCGGAGAGUGUCGAGUGGCUGAAUGCGCUCAUCGCCACCGUCUGGAAGCAGAUCUCGCCCGACAUGUUCCUCGCGGCUGCGGACAUGAUAGAGGACACGAUGCAAAUGAGCCUGCCUGGAUUCAUCUCGGCGGUCAAGGUCAGCGACCUCACGCACGGCCACCCCGACUCGGCCCUGCGCCUCACGCACUUCCGCGGCCUCGCCGACAAGCCGAGCGACCCCAACUACCCUCAAGAGGAGUGGAUAGAUCAAGGGAGGCGAUCGGAGCUCAAGCCUGAGGAGAAGCCGGGUGCGAUGGCGAAGAAGGAUGACGGCAAGUCGGCCGGCGACGCUGACGGCGAUGGCGUGGCCGACGAGGACGAGUCCGGCUCGUUCCUCAACCUUGAGGUCGGCUUCGUCCUCAUGAAGCGUCCCGGUCAGAAGACCAAGGCGGCGUCGCUGAUGAUCAGCUUCUUCAUGGGCGCGUACGACCUCUUCCGCUUCCCUUUCAACGUCUGGGCCGAGAUCACGGGCCUCAGCGGCACGGCGCGCCUGCGCGUCCAGUUCGUCGAGGCUGCGCCGUACGUGCGCAACGUGACGAUCACCAUGAUGGGCGUGCCCGACGUGCACGUCAACGUCGUGCCCAUGGCACGGGCGCUGCCCAACGUGCUCGACCUGCCGCUCAUCUCCGGCUUCGUCAAGAGCUCGAUCGCGGCGGCGCUCAACGAGUACGUGGCGCCGAAGAGCAUGACGCUCAACGUCGCCGACAUGAUCUCGGGCGCGCCGCCGGGCAAGGACGUCAACGCCAUCGGCGUGCUUGUCGUGCACAUCCAGCGCGGCAUCGACCUCAGCGCGCAGGACGCCAGCGGCUCGAGCGACCCGUACGUCGUCAUUUCGCUGGCCAAGUUCGGCAAGCCGCUGUACAGCAGCCGCAUCAUCUUCGAGGACCUCAACCCCAACUGGAACGAGUACGCCUUCGUGCCGAUCACCAAGGACGACCUCGCCAACGACGAGGUGCUCUCCGUGCAGCUGUGGGACUCGGACAAGCGCACCGCCGACGACAUUGUCGGCCGCAUCUCGCGCAACGUCGGCGAGCUGACCAAGGGCGAGACGCGCAACAAGAUGGUCGAGUACCGCGACGAGCUCAAGGGCUUUGAGGACGCAGACAAGAUGCAGGGCGCGCUCAAGUGGCGCUGCGGCUUCUUCGAGAAGGCCGCGUUCAACAAGGAGCUGUACAAGAAGGCCAAGCAGGCGCGUCGCGACGCCAUGGAGGAGGCCGAGCGCAAGACCGCCGAGCAGGCCGAGGAGAUGGCCAAGAAGCAGGGCACCGAGGAGGAGAUCUCGGCGCUCAACUGCCCGCCCGAGGAGCGCUACCCGUCGGGCAUCCUCUCGGUGACCCUGCACCACUGCAUCGGCCUCGAGACGCGCGAGGUCGAGAAGGGCGUCAGCGGCAAGGAGCGCGAGCGCGGCUCGUCGGGCCAGGACGUCGAGGAGAAGGACCUCGAGCAGAACCUGCCCUCGGGCUACGCCGAGCUCGUGUACGGCGACUCGAUUGUGUACCGCACGCGUGCCAAGAUGUUCUCCAACUUCCCAAUCUGGGAGGCGCAGCACGAGGCCUUUGUGCGCGACUGGCGCUCGACGCCCGUGCGCAUCGUCGUGCGCGACAGCCGCGUGCGCGAAAACGACCCGGUGCUCGGCAUCUGCGACAUUUCGCUGCCCGACAUUCUCACCGAGUCGAGCUCGGUGACGCGCUACUUUGCGCUGCAGGACGGCGUCGGCUACGGCAAGGUGCAGGCGACGGUCUGCUGGCGCUCCAUCACGCUGCAGGACGACAUUCCCAAGUCGCUCCUCGGCGCCGACACGGCGACCGUCGAGCUGCUGAGCGCCAUCACGCUCGACGUGCAGGGCGAGCACGAGAGCCUGCGCAACGAGAAGAUCAGCGUUACCACGGGCGACGUGACGCAGAAGCUGAGCGCGGUGACGAAGCAGGAGGGCCUCGAGCUCGGCGACGACGAGCAGGACAAUGGCUUCCUCACGCGCCUGCCCGUCUACGACCGCCACUCGUCGACGCUGAGCUUCAGCUUCGGCGGCCAGGGCCUGCUCGGCGGCAAGGUCGAGGCCGUCGCCGUCGUGUCGCUGCUCGAGCUCGCGGACGGCGAGAUUGUCGAUCUCUCGGUGCCGCUGCUCGCCGGCAAGAAGCUCGGCACGCUCGCGCGCAACCACAUCGACGAGGAGACGGCCAAGACGCACGAGUUCCAGGAGAUCGGCACGCUGCACGUCAAGCUGCGCGUCGACCCGGGCCUCGACGCGGACCAUGCUGCGCUGGCCAAGGGCCAGACGCGCCGCCACGAGUUCGAGGUCUUUGACCGCCUGGUCGGCAUGCCCGAGGCGGCAGAGAAGAACGCGCACGCCGACGACGACGGCGUCAUCGACCGCAAGGAGCGCAAGGCGAUCAACGAGGCCAAGACCAAGGCACUGCACUCGCGCCACCGCGGCAGCUACGGCUACGCGCCCGUGCGCACGGGCGCGUGGGCCAAGCAGGGCAUGCGCGACAGGGUGCGCAAGCUCAGCAUGAAGCUCACGGGCAAGAAGAGCAACGAGCGCGAGGUGGCCUCGGAGGCCUAGCGACGGCAAAGACCACGACGACC